AUGCGGACUCAGUCAUCUCCCCGCAACCGUCCGGAGCAGACGUCGACGUCGGUCCCGACGCUCCUCGCGCUCCGCCUAGGCCGUCGUCGUUGCCCUCACCAGUGACGGCUCGUGUGUGUGUGUGUGUGCGUCGUCGCCUACCUGGAUUACCUGGCGAUGCUACUCGGCCUGUGAAGCGCGAUCAGUCCUGUGAUGGGCGCCGGUGCCAUGGCUUUCUUCAACGCCGUGUCCGGAGUCGCCAGCCGCCAGCAGCAGCAGCACGCCGCCCCCGCGCCGCCCCUGGCGCCGCCCCUGGGGGUGGGCCCCGGGCCCGGGUCGCGGUCCGCGCGCCGGCACUACCAGCAGCACGUGCAGCAGCAGCAGCAACAGCAGCAGCUGGCCGCCAGGGCGAAGCAGCAGCCCCCGCCGCCCCAGCAGCAGCCGCAGCCGCCGACGGCGUCCUCGCCUGUGGCCGGGCCCUCCAGGGUCCCCGACGACCAGGUGCAGGUGGUGGCGCAGCCCGCGCCGCCCCCGGCGCCCAGCAAGUGCCCCUGCACCGUCGACGAGUUCCUCGCGCCCUUCCGUAACAAGAUGAAGGCCUUCAAGAAGCUCAAGAAGCGAUUAGCGACCCGGUCCUCUAGCAGCGCGGCCACCAACAACCUGCCGCCGCUCACCUUCCACCAGGUGCACGGCGAGAACAUCGAGCUGUGCUACGAGCGCCGCGUCGCUCGCCGCAACGAGUCCUUCUGCAAGGCCGUGACGUUCAGCAACCGGCCGGUGCUGGUCGGCGAGAAGGUGUACAUCCGCUUCCUGGAGAUCUCCGACAGCUGGUCGGGCGUCAUCCGGAUGGGCUUCACGUCGUACGACCCCGUGACGCUGGCGGCGUCCUCGUCCGGGCUGCCGCGCUACGCCUGCCCGGACCUCACCAACAAGCCCGGCAGCUGGGCCAAGGCGCUGAGCGAGCGCUUCGCCACCCAGGGCGCCGUCCUCUACUUCUACGUGACGGCCACCGGGGACGUGCACUUCGGCGUCAACGGCGAGGACAAGGGGUUCUUCUUCGGCGACGUCGAGACGCGCGGCCCGCUGUGGGCCGUCGUGGACGUGUACGGCAACUCGACGGCCAUCGAGCUGGUGGACCCGCGCUCCAACCUCAACAACUCGCGGCGCAGCCUGACGUCGGGCGGCGAGUCGUGGGAGGCCGGCAGCUCCCCGGAGCGGCUGUCGAGCGCCAUGGCGGCCAUGCGCCUGCAGCAGCAGCCCCAGCAGGUGGAGGCGCAACCCCGGCCGCGCUCUCACCAGCAGCACCAGCAGCAGCAGAGCCGGGUGAGCCAGCAGCAGCGCCACCACCACGGCCACCACCAGCACCGCAGCAGCGUGACCAGCGGCCACCACGAGUCGCAGCCGGCGCCGCAGCCGCAGCCCGCACCACAGCCGGCACAGCAGCCGCACCACCAGGACCUGCCGCAGCCGCGCUUCCAGCCGUCCGGCGCCGUGUUCAGCUUCCUCGCCUUCCACCGGACGCGCGGCCGCAACGUGGUGCUCAACCACGACCGCACCGUCGCCAACCGCCCCGACACCGAGUUCUGCCACGGCUACGUGUUCACGCAGCGGCCGGUCAUGCUGGGCGAGCGCAUCGUCGUCCAGGUCCUCAACACUGAGCCGGCCUACGUGGGCGCGCUCGCCUUCGGCCUGACGUCGUGCGACCCCUCCACCCUGAACCACUCGGACCUGCCCGAGGACGCCGACUUCCUGCUGGACCGCUCCGAGUACUGGGUGGUGAGCAAGGACGUGGCCUCGGCACCGCAGCGCGGCGACGAGCUCACCUUCUCCGUCACGCACUCGGGCGAGGUGACCAUCUCGCGGAACGGCAGCACGCCGGUCGUGUUCAUGCACGUGGACCACUCGCUGCAGCUGUGGGCCUUCCUGGACGUGUACGGCUCGACGCAGCGCGUCCGGCUGCUGGGCUCGCUCAUGGACCCGUCCUCGGCGCAGCGCAUGGGCGUGCACAACCAGUCCAGCGUGGACCCCAACACGGCCAACAACACCAACAACGGGCGCCUGGCGUGCUGCAGCGCCUCGCCCGCCCCCGCGCCGCUGCCCGCGCAGCAGGCGCAGCAGCCCUCGCGGCCGCCCGUGCCCCCGCACGCCGCCGCCGCCGCCGUGCCCACCACCGUGACCGUGGUCACGCCGCACCCGAGCCCCGCGCACGCCGCGGGCGCGACCGGCGCCACCGCCGAGGUGCUCCAGCUCGCGGCCAACGGCGGCACCAUGCUGGUCGUCAACCUGCCGCCCAACCCGCACACGUACCUGCCGGGCCCGCCCCCCGCGCCCGCGGACCAGGCGUCCGCCGCCACCAGCGUCGCCAGCGCGAACGGCGCCAACGGCUCCGCAGAGCCGUCCGUGCAGCAGUGGAUGGGCCAGUACGCCAUGUCCAACACCAUGUCCGGCAGCGAGUGCUCCAUCUGCUACGAGCGGCCCAUCGACUCGGUGCUGUACAUGUGCGGGCACAUGUGCAUGUGCUUCGAGUGCGCCGUGCAGCAGUGGCGCGGCAAGGGCGGCGGCCACUGCCCCAUGUGCCGGGCCGUCAUCCGGGACGUGAUCCGCACCUACAAGUCGUAGAGGGCGGAUCCGACCCGACCCGACCUGACCCGACGCGGCGCAGACUUGUGUAGCUGAGCAGCCAAAGCCAAAACUGAUUUACGUUGAUACUGUUGUUAUUACCUGCGAUUAUUAAGUUUUAAGUAGUGAUGUAGCGUGGUUGGUUAAUGUUAUUAUUUACAGUUAAUAUUAAUUUUAUUGUGAUGAUCUGCUAUCUCCCCCCCCCCCAAAUCUCCCCCUUGACCCCAACCUUGUGCCUACACGCUUUAGGUGGCUCGUAGUGAAACUAAGUCAUAUUGACAUUGAUUUUGGUUAAUGUUUACACUAGCAGGGCAUAAAUGAAUGUAUCUAUAUUAUUAUUAUGAACAUUAUUAUUUUAUCUAACUGGCAGAAACCAAAGAAGACGUGUGAAUAUGUCUUAGUCUGUGUGAAUGUGUGAGUGCAUCAAAGAAAGUAAAAUUUCUUUGUGAAAUGUUGAUUGUUGAUUUGAGUGGCAUGGCCUUAAAGCCAGCACUGUUGUUAAAUGAGGCCUAAGACUGUCAGGCAAAAUAAAAUAAUCUUUUUCUACUGUCAACAUUCUGUUGCCAAAUUGACAAAUUCUUUGUUAUAAACUCCAAUUUGUGUUUGUAUUCGUUUUUUCUUUCAUGUUGGUACCUCAGACUAUUAUUGUGAUCAAUUAGUGCAUGUACUUGCUUGGUGGUCAGUAUGUGCCAAAUAUUUGUAGGUUUUGAAUGAAAAUUGGCAACGCCCCAUGGGCCCCAUCUCUUUGCGACUGAAUAAUAUGCUUCUAAAUGUAAGCAUCCUUAUUAUUUUUCUAUGAUGUUUUCUUAACGUUCUUUAUCUGACAAUGUCAUUCAUUCUGUUCAGUUGUGUUUUUUGAUUGCCUUUCUCCUCGAGAAGGCUUUUGUUGUAGAUACUACUGUUGAAUUCUCAAUUUGUUCAAGUUUUUUAGAAGCUUUUGUUUUUAUUGUGAUUGCUAUAACUAGUGCACUUUAUAUGUACUCUUGACUGCUGACCUAACAGAGUUUGUUGGGGAACAUAAAUUAAGAAAACUUAUCAUUCUUGGAAAAAUAGUUCCACAUAAUUUAUCAUACAGAAUCGUCAAAAAUUUUGUUGUUUAGACAGAAGAAUUUUGUACAGUAGAUAUUUCUCAGUCUUCCCAUGCUUGAAUUUGUAAAUGGAAAACUUCUGCAGCCACAUUCCAGUUAAUUAACAUUUUUGUGUAACUCUUAACAAUAUUUGAGUAUCUAGUCAAACUUAAAUUCACCUUUUCCUUUUGAUUUUUCAAUCUAAGGCCUAUCUGUUGUUCUGAACAACUCUAUGUACAUAAGAUGUCUUCAAAUAAUAUUGUGAUUACGAACUGAUUUUAGUGCACACCAGAGGAAGCUGGAUAUCUGUACCAAAGAUUUGUGUUUGGAUAGGAAAAGUCGCCCCUCCCCCCUUUCUUUUACUACAGUUAAAGCUGCUUAUUGUCCAGAUUAAAAAUUAAAGUUUACAGUUAAAGCAUAAUUUACUAAAUAUGUGUUCAUUGCUUAAACUGAGGAUUUAAAAACAUUGUGAAAUUAUGUCUGGUGCAAGCAGGAUAUGUUUAUCUGGUGUUUUCUACAAGCAGCAUUGACUGUAGUCUUUUUCAUACUGCAUGGUUUCCUUCCUUAUCUGUCAUGAAAUCUUAGUAUUCUCUGUAGUGGCAUGAGAGGGUGUUAUACUUUCUCUGCAUUGAUUCUACACUUUAUGGUAUUGAUCUAAAUAUGAAUAGCGCAAUAUUUUAAUUUGAGUGCAAAAUAUAAAUCUCUUAUCAGUCAAGA
Molecule: messenger RNA, 4382 nt
Organism: Frankliniella occidentalis (western flower thrips)
Lineage: Eukaryota; Metazoa; Arthropoda; Insecta; Thysanoptera; Thripidae
Gene: neur
Product: protein neuralized
Exons: 5
Coding region: 193-2598 (801 amino acids)
Molecular function (GO): ubiquitin protein ligase activity
Source: RefSeq, a predicted model, not a curated record